This is a messenger RNA of Bolinopsis microptera, 2455 nucleotides long. Its product is annotated as dynein axonemal assembly factor 1-like. The transcript is spliced from 5 exons. NCBI's taxonomy places the organism in Eukaryota, Metazoa, Ctenophora, Tentaculata, Lobata, Bolinopsidae. The coding region runs from base 83 to 1915 and encodes 610 amino acids. The record is from RefSeq and is a predicted model, not a curated record. Gene Ontology annotation, molecular function: protein binding.
UUUAAUGUGACAAUAAUUUAAAAUCACAUCAGUUUGCUUUGUCAAGACACUAAUCCUCGGUUAUUUCUAGUAGUUGUGUAUCAUGCCCCUUAUUGAGGAAAUUUCGGCUGAGGAAGCUGGGGAAUUUAAAUCAGACAAGGAAUCACAAAGUGACAGCAACAGGCAGGAUGAUAUCAAGAAAGCUAAUAAGUUUCCUAAAGCAAAUGCAGUGGACAUCAAAGAAGUUAUGAAAACAAAUGAUGAUUUCAGCAACAAGAACAGCAAGGAUGACAAUGAUGAAGAUGAAGGACCCAGAAUGACGGUAGAAGCAAUUAAGAAGAUUUGCAAGACACACAAAGGAUACUCUACACCAGAAUUGAAUGAGAUCUUGUACUUGCACUUUCAAGGUUUUGGAAAAAUUGAAAAUCUGGAAUUGUACACUGGGGUUAAAUGCUUGUGGUUGGAGGCAAAUGGAAUACAAGAGAUAGAGAAUCUAGAUAAUCAAAAAGAGUUGAAGUGCCUGUACCUGCAACAAAACUUACUGCAUUCUAUUGAAAAUUUAGAGCCAGUUGUUCAAUUGCACACUCUCAAUGUCAGCAACAACUACAUCAUGAAGAUUGAAAACCUUGUCCCAUCCAUGCAUACUCUUCAGAUCUCAAAGAAUAGGUUGAAGAACAGUGAUGCCUUGGAUGGUUUAAUGGGGGCACCAAACAUAUCUGUUAUUGAUUUAUCACACAAUAGUCUUGAGGAUCCGUGUAUUAUUGAUGUUCUUGAAAAGCUGCCUGAACUUUCUGUACUAAAUCUAAUGGGUAACCCUGUCAUCAAGAAAAUAAAGAAUUACAGAAAGGUCCUGACUGUCCGUCUAGCCAAUCUAAAGUACUUGGACGACAGACCAGUGUUUCCCAAAGACAGAGCGUGUGCUGAAGCAUGGGCACGUGGUGGUGUUGAGGCAGAGAAAGAGGAAAGGAUAAGAUGGAAUGACAGGGAACGAGCUAAGAUUGAGUCAUGCUUCAGUGCCAUGUCACGACUGAAGAAGGACGCUGUUGAAAAGAAAGGGGUGUAUGAAGGCACUACUCGAACAAAAAGUGGUCUGUUGAUACCAAAAUCUCUUGCGCCUAAAGCUGAUGAAACUGAAAAGUCUGGCCUUCUGAAAGAACAAGAAGAACCCCAAACAAUCAGAGCCCCAAACACAACCGGUGUACAGCAGAAUGUUGAAGAAGAGUUUGAUGACUUGCCUGCUCUAGAAGAACCCGAUCUUACUCUAGAAGGAUCUUCAAACCUUACAGAAAAUCAACAGACAGUAUCAUCGCCUGUUACUGUUCAACCUGAGGUAGAAAAACAAUCGGAAAUAAUUGAAGUUAACGUACCAUCUAGUGAGCCUACUUCUAUUUUUGGAAAGCAGAAAGUAUCGAAGAAGUCCAGUGAUAUAUUUGCGGAUCUUGUUUCUGACAGUGAUGCAAGUGAUGAUGAAAACGAGGAAGACAAAGAGAAAUCAAAUUCCAGUGACCAUUUUCUAAUUGAACAAAGCACUAACUCUAAUGGUAUUCAAGAAGUUAGCCCUCCAACUAAGUCAGGCAACAAACUUAUCAUAGAAGAAGUUGAAAGCUCAGACAAGAACACUUCCUUCACCCCCUCUACCUCCUCCAAACCAAGGAUAGAAACACUCUCCUCUCCUACCGAGGCAAAAAAGAAUCCUUUCCUGAUCACAGAAGUUCACAGCAACGAUCUCUCAGACAUGUUCGCCAGACAGGACGACAUACGUAACGAUGAUGUGGAACAAAUGUAUGUGGGUGAUGCCCAUGAAGAGGCUCAAGGUGUUAGGGCUGUUCCUCCAGGAAAUGAUGACUUUCUGUCAAGGAUGGGUCAGACCAUACAAAAGAACAACAACAACAAGAGUAAGCGGCCAACAUCUGGAGCUGAUGACGAUUUAGACUGACGAUCCCCGAUUUGUUUUUUAUCAGAAAAGAUUUCACUUUGCUGAGGGCUUAGUUCAGAAAACCGGAUCUAGGGAGCCCUCCUCGCCCUAUACUACCUUCUAUACGAGGCAAACAGAACACAGGCUUUGAACUUCCUGAUUGCUUGCUGAUUACUUUUGGAAUUAAUAAAAACUUGAAUAUUGUCAUGACUCCAGCGAGAGGUCACAGCAAGCUAGGAAUAAAUUAUUUAUUUUUAUUUGUUAAUACCAAGUUCUAUGAUGGAGCGCUCACAGUUACACAGUAUGAACUGAUGUGUUGAAAUUAUAACAUUGGUGUGGAUCAUCAAUUUAUUUGAUCUUCAUUCACUGUGACCUGGAAUCAGUAGAAAAAUUAUCUGAUUUUCCAGUGACCCUUGUAUAAGUUAAUAAUCGUUCAUAUUUUUCGUGGAUAAAGUUGAACUUUAUUUUGACGUGAUCCUUUUAAUAUGCUCAGAGGAGCGGGUCUGUGUAACAAUUAAUGUUUCUGUAAAUAUUGUCGCGAUGAUGCACUACUUUAUUGGA